AGCAAAUACGUAAUAAAGGAAAGAAUGGUGCUCGAAAUCGAGGAGCCAUAGAAGAAAAAAAAAGGUGAAUGAAAAAUGGUUCUCCACAAGAACCGUUGCACUGUUGCCACCCUCUUCAUCCUCGCAUUGUUUUUUCUCUCAAUCUUCUUCUACUUAUUCUUCUUCGCCGCAUACACAACUACUUUUAACCCUCCUCUCUCUCAUCACACAGAUCUCUAUAUUCAAGUCCAUCCUUCUCCUCUCCACUCUCCCCCUUCCCCUCCGCCACCGCAACAACCACCACCGCCACCGCCACCGCAACAACCACCACCGCCACCGCAAUCCUCCUCCACCAUUACCGCGAUCCAACCACACUCUCCCAUUGCAACUGCCUCUCACCAUGAAUCUGUUUCUGUUACCGAUACGAACAAGGUUGAUAAUGCAAUUCCACCUUUCGAGGAUUGCGAUUUGUACACGGGAACGUGGGUGGAGGAUCAAAAUUACCCGAUUUACCAACCAGGUUCUUGCCCUUACGUCGACGAAGCUUAUGAUUGCAAAGUUAAUGGAAGAAAUGACACUCACUACACCAAAUGGCGCUGGAAACCUCAUGACUGUGAUCUUCCCAGGUUUAGUGCCAAGGACUUUUUGGUAAGACUGAAAGGUAAAAGACUAAUGCUGAUAGGAGAUUCUAUGAACCGAAACCAAUUUGAGUCCAUUCUGUGCAUACUUCGUGAAGGUCUACAUGAUAAAAGCAAAAUGUAUGAGAUACAUGGUCACAAAAUAACAAAAGGAAGAGGUUACUUUGUUUUCAAAUUUGUGGACUAUGAUUGUACAGUGGAAUUUGUGAGAUCUCAUUUCCUUGUGAGGGAGGGGGUUCGUAUUAAUGCACACGGGAGUUCAAAUCCUACAUUAUCAAUAGAUCGGAUUGACAAGACGUCUGGCCGUUGGAAGAGGGCUGACAUUCUUGUCUUCAACACCGGGCACUGGUGGGCUCAUGGAAAAACUGCUCGAGGAAUAAAUUACUAUAAAGAAGGUGAUUAUCUAUAUCCAAAAUUUGAUGGCGCUGAGGCAUACAGAAGGGCUAUAAAGACCUGGGCAGAAUGGAUAGACAAUAAUAUCAAUCCAAAAAAGCAGAUUGUUUACUAUCGUGGAUACUCUUCUGCUCAUUUCAGAGGUGGAGACUGGGACUCAGGUGGGUCAUGCAACGGUGAAACUGAACCGGUUUUCAAUGGGUCCAUCUUGAAUAACUAUCCUUUGAAAAUGAAGAUAGUGGAAGAAGUGAUCCAGGGAAUGAAGGUUCCAGUAAAGUUAUUAAACGUCACAAGGCUGACUAAUUUCCGCAAGGAUGGUCACCCAUCUGUCUAUGGAAAAACCAUAAUGGCUGGAAAGAAAGUCUCCACAAGGCGGCAGGAUUGCAGCCAUUGGUGUCUUCCUGGGGUUCCUGAUGCAUGGAAUGAGCUAAUUUAUGCCACUUUGGUUUUACAACAGACAAAUUCAAGGAAUUGACUGAAGAGUCCUUUCUUUGAAGAAGUUUACCUUUUGUGCAGGAAAGAAAGAAGUAACAGAGAAAGAAAGGCAAUUGAGAACAAUGAAAAGUGUACCCUUUGUUCUAUAUUAUGAUAGUUGUUCAAACAUGAAAGAAUCAAUGCAAUAGUGGGCGAGGCAUUUUCAUUGAUGGUUAAAUUAUCUCCCCAUCAAGUCAGCAGGAUCAUGUUUCAUUUCACCCUAGGGUCAUGAUCUAUAGGUUGUUUGAUGUCGAACUCCACUGGAUAAGCUUAUUCGUUAAUUAGAUUUUGAUAUUAUAAGGUUCUGUGAAUUAAGGUAUAAUUUGUGGCUUAGUGGGGUUCUUAAAGGUUUAAUAUUUGUGGGCCAUGAUCUCAUAGGUUGUUUCAUUUCCCACUUGAAAAAUAUCAGUGUAUAGACAAGUUAGACUCAGACCCUUCUGACCUAUGCCUCUAAUUAGCAGUGAUUUUAACUUUUA
Messenger RNA from Cicer arietinum (chickpea), 1960 nucleotides. Its product is annotated as protein trichome birefringence-like 5. Gene Ontology annotation, molecular function: O-acetyltransferase activity. Lineage: Eukaryota; Viridiplantae; Streptophyta; Magnoliopsida; Fabales; Fabaceae. The record is from RefSeq and is a predicted model, not a curated record. Gene Ontology annotation, cellular component: Golgi apparatus.